GGCCUAGCAUUUUCCAUCGGCCACCCUGCCGGCUCGGGCGCAGCUAUGGUGGGUGUGCUCGUUGCCACUGUGUUUAUCAUUUGCCACCUUCACUUGACGGAGAAACAUGUACGGUGCGACCUUCAGCGAUUCUUUCAAACAGUUUCGGGUUGUUUCAUGGCUCAGAGGCAUUCUUCAAAUCAGAUGAGAGUGGAAAAGGAGCUUCACAGAAUGCGGUGUGAGAAUUACCUCAGUGCCGUUAGAUUCACUGUGCAUUUUGCCUUCAUGGUGACCCUUGGUCCACUGCUCCACUUCGCGAACAGCCCCAACUUGUCGAGCGCUCUUGGAUUCUUGAUGCCGGCAACUGGCUGGUGUGUGGACAUGUCGUUCCACAAAGGAUUGUUCCGCUGCACAUCGCGCAACGUGCGUGCAGCGAUCACGGUGAAUCUGAUCGCGGUGACUUUGAAUACCCUCUUUGCAACGCCUCAGAGUCGGGAGGAGUUGGCUGCGCUUGAGAUCCAGCAAAUUGCGGCCAACCUGUUGACCUCCAUGGUGAGUGUGGAUUGCUUGUUCACUGUGCCUUUCUGCGGUAUCGCCUUCAUCGUGGCCUUGUACAAGCAAGCCGUGAGUCCCUUCGGACCCGACAUGGAUGACCUGGCUGCUACGGCCAUCGUGGAGAAAGCUGCUGGACAUCUUCUGGUGGCCCUUGCAGCUGUGUUCAUGGAGCGAUCCGUGCGCGCAAGGAUUCUGGCUGACUUGGCGUCCGAAGAUUCCAGUCGUUUGUUGUCCAGCUUCCGUUGUGUACUCAAAGGAGUUUGCGAAGGAGAAGUCGUUUUGGACAGCACUUGCAAGUUCGUUGGCAGGACGGAGUGCUUGGAGCAGUUGUUAGGCCUGGCACCGGAAGAACUCACCUCAAAGACGUUCGUCGAUUUGUUGCAGGAUGAGGACAGCCAUCAAAAGUUCUCUCAGUUCAUAGCAGCGAGUGAGGAAACUGCCUCAAUCCCUGCAGGGCUGCGGGUGUCGUUUCAAACAGCCCAUGGUAGCCCGUGCUCAGUAGAUCUUUUCCAUGUCCUGGUGCCCAAUCUCUUCCAAGAAGAUGGUCAGGCGCAGCAUCUUAUUGUUUUGAAAGAAGAUGCCGAAAGCAGGAUCCGACGAGCAGAACCCGAUGGGGAAGCCUGCGACAUCAUCCGGGAUUGGCACGCUCGAAGGUUGGCCUCUGAAGGUCCUUCCUCCGAAGGUGACACUUUGGACGUUUACGAGGAACUUCAAUGUAUGACUUUGCUGGUGAACCCUGAGGACUUUGGUGACAUCGAGGAGGCGCAUUUGAAAUUCCAGCGCCAAAGCUCGGAACCACAGAUGCGGCUGGGAAUGCCCACGCUGAGGCGUUUUACAGUCUCCACCGAUUGGAGCAAUCUUCGGCAGAAACUGCAGUUUUACCUUCAAGCCGUUCGAGAGCAACAAGCACCAGAGAGCAUGCUCCUAGGGCCCUUGCUCUUCAGAUUGCCAGGGGAAUCCAGGAGCUUUUUGCAAGCGAGACAUGUAUCUCUUAGCCCGGCUAUGGGGCAUGGACCUCCUCGUUUUUGGCUGCUGAUGAAGGACUUCAAUCCCACCAGGGUACGGAAUCUAAAACUGCAAGCAGACAUCCGGGAUUGGAGCCGUGCAGAUCACCCGCAGCUGAUGGCCGCAGUUCAGCCCGGGGCAACUGACUUUGCUCUGUGAAGAUCCAGUUUUUUUUGUUUUUUUAAAUACGCGGCUAGACAUGCUUAGACAUAGGAAUCAUCAAAUUGAGCAUGUCAGCUGCUCCAGAGCCAGUCGGCCGCUGCGGAAAAA
Cladocopium goreaui is the source of this 1809-nucleotide messenger RNA. The record is from the annotation of a GenBank genome assembly. NCBI's taxonomy places the organism in Eukaryota, Dinophyceae, Suessiales, Symbiodiniaceae.